AUGCCGCGCCCCAAAGUCCUUCCUGCGAAUCGACUAAGGGCCAACACGGCCUGUACGGCCUGUCGCGCCUCCAAGAAGCGCUGCAGCGGCACUUUUCCUUGCUCCAACUGCCUCCACAAGGGACGCGGCCGUACCUGCAUUCCGUUCAGGGCCGUGUCGGAUACAGGACAGCGCAACCGCCCGACUCCCGUGCGAUCGGUAGUAGACUCGGGUCCGACAUGGGACGACGCAGCAGGCACAGUCGGCAUCCAGAGCCCGACCGGCUCUCACGACACCAGCCGAUUCCCUUAUCCAGAUCCCCAAGCCCUCGAGGCGGGUUCCCGAUCCCCGGAGGCCACUCACCAGACUCAUCCGCGCAUGCUACGGAACUUGCAAGGCGAACGAGUCUAUGUCGGCAAAGCGGCCUCUCUGUCCUUUCUGCAGCUCCUGCGGGAAACCGUCAAUCAACACAUCGGACCAUCCCAGUUCUCUCAUAAUGUCAAGAGUGAGGACAUGCUCGAAACAGAAGCUCAACAUGACACGCUGAACUUUGCCGAAGAACGCUGCGACGCGGACGAGAAGCGGUGGUUUAUCCAGAACUAUCACGCAGCGAUAAGUGGCUUUCUUUAUUUUGGAUGCAAUAUCGAUACAACUCUGUCAGAUGCAAACCCGCCCAAAACCGAUAGAGAAAAGACCAGAGCGGCUAUUGGCGAUUUGAUGAUUGCCAUCGGAGCCCAGUCAUGUCCUGACGAUCCAAGUAGUCUUCAGGCCGAACGGUUCUUUCUUGCCCGUGGCCAGUCUAGGACGUUUGCCAAUAUGCUGGAGGACCCGAGCAUGGAUCUGGUUCGGGUGUUUCUUCUCAUGUCAUUUUACAUGCUUGGAGCUUGCCGCCGGAACGCGGCUUUCAUGUACUUGGGUGUGGCAGCACGAGCUGCCGUUGCUCUAGGGCUUCACGCUGAUCCCUCGGAGACUGUCAGCCGCACCGAGCAGCAGGAACGGUCCCGGGUAUGGAUGAGCCUGUGUGUUCUUGAUCUCCUUGUGAGUUCAAUACUUGGCCGCCCAUCGGCCACAUCGUCUCUAUUACCAGAGAAUCGCAGAGAAGCUCCUCCGACAGCACCUACACCGACGGAGACUCGACUGAUCUCAUCUUAUCGCCUAGCCUUGAUAUUGGAUGAAAUUAUAGGUCGUUUGUACAGCGAGAAAGCGGCGUCCAUAGAGACAGCCGAUAUGCUUCUCGCCAAACUAAAUCGUUGGAGUACAUGCCUACCGGACUCACUGCGGACUACAUCUCUCGAAAAUGAUGACGAUGGCUCUACUCAGGAACGUGUUAUAGGCAACCUGCAUGUGGCAUGCUCGUAUCACUUUGCCGUCAUCCUCGUUACUCGUCCGUUUCUCAUAUCUGCACUGAGCAUCCGGCUGGCCCGGCUGCAUCAGAGUUUAUCGGCUGGUGUGCCCAGUGAACCGCUGGAGCAGGAUCCGGCGCACUCCCGAUUGGCAUCUGCAUGCAUCGACUCGGCCGUGUAUAUGCUACAGACGUGCUUGGAAGUCCAUCAAUCGGGGCUACUGCUACGGAAUAUGCGCAUUCUCAAGGCUUUCGUCUUCGCCGCAGCCUUGGUUCUGGGGUUCUCAAUGUUUUCGCACCGAGAAGUCGACACCGAAAUAGACGGCGCCUUCAGCAGCGCCCUCGCCAUCUUACGCAUGCUGUCCCAGCAGUCCGCCCAAGCAGCACACUACCUCGAAAUCCUAACAUUGCUAGAAGCAGCCGUAACAGAGCAGCGCCAGCGACUGGCCGCCCAGGCCCGCCAAAGGCGAAGCCACUAUGUCAAUCGGAUAUUCAGUCUGAGCGAAAAUCCAACUACUCCGCGGGCGUCCGGUGAGGCUGAUAGCCAAGCUAAUAGCGGUACUCCUCUUCUACUGGCUCAGGGCGGUUCGCUUUAUCCAUGGACUACUUCGGAGGAUAACACGACGCUGACGCCCCCGAUAGUGGAUGCGUUUCCAGAUUGGGAGGGCAUGGAGUUACCGCUGUGGGACAGUUUUCCGUUUCUUACUGAGCCGUCUGUGACGCUUUGA
This is a messenger RNA of Penicillium riverlandense, 2049 nucleotides long. Its product is annotated as Zn(II)2Cys6 transcription factor. Gene Ontology annotation, biological process: DNA-templated transcription; positive regulation of transcription from RNA polymerase II promoter by galactose. The transcript is spliced from 5 exons. Gene Ontology annotation, molecular function: RNA polymerase II cis-regulatory region sequence-specific DNA binding; DNA-binding transcription factor activity, RNA polymerase II-specific; zinc ion binding. NCBI's taxonomy places the organism in Eukaryota, Fungi, Ascomycota, Eurotiomycetes, Eurotiales, Aspergillaceae. Gene Ontology annotation, cellular component: nucleus. Bases 1 to 2049 code for a protein of 682 amino acids. The record is from RefSeq and is a predicted model, not a curated record.